This is a messenger RNA of Pygocentrus nattereri (red-bellied piranha), 3752 nucleotides long. Its product is annotated as interferon-induced protein 44-like. The coding region runs from base 41 to 1192 and encodes 383 amino acids. The record is from RefSeq and is a predicted model, not a curated record. The transcript is spliced from 9 exons. NCBI's taxonomy places the organism in Eukaryota, Metazoa, Chordata, Actinopteri, Characiformes, Serrasalmidae.
UCCACUGCUCUUGAACCUUUCUGAGUUCAUCAGAUACAGAAUGGAACUCCUAUGGAAAAUAGGAUACACUGUAGGAUUGUGUGCACCCAAACCUGAGUUCAUCACAGUCUUGGCGGAUAAAGAAGUGGAAAAGGGAGAAAAUGUCAUACUCUACUGUGAGGCAAACUUGAAAGAAUUAACAGCAGUUUGGGAGAAGGAUGGAGAGAGAUUGUCUUGUGUGCAAGGCAAGCACAAACUGGACCAAAAAGUUUGUCUGUUCGUCUUGGAGAUUAAUAAGGCUCAAGAGGGAGAUGAAGGGAAAUACACCUUAACUUUGAAGAAUAAAUGGGGCAGCAAAUCAUGCUCUGCCACAGUCACUUUUGCAAUCAAGGAAUGGAGGAACAUGCCAAAAAAUCAAAGUAAAAUGGUCACAACCCUAAAACAUUAUAAAACCUGCAAUGAUGACGUCUCAGAGCUUCGCUUCCUUCUGCAUGGACAAAUUGGAGCUGGGAAAUCCAGCAUCAUUAACACCAUCAAAAGCAUUUUUGAAAAUCGUCAGUUUGUCAGUUGUCUGGCAGCUACAACGUCUGGCACCAGUUAUACCCUAGAUUAUCAGAAAUACACUGCUGGAAGCGAAAACACUGGACGUUUACCUUUUGCCUUCUACGAUGUGAUGGGUCUGGAAAAUAAUUCAGGAGGGGUGCACACUGAUGACAUCAUCAAGGCUUUAAAGGGCCACAUACAAAAUGGCUACAAAUUCAAACCUGACCAACCAAUAUCUGAAGAUUCUGAAUAUUACAUCAGCAAACCCAGGCUCAGCGAUAAGAUUCACUGUCUCGUGAGCGUCGUGGCAACAGACAGAAUUGUCUUAAUGGAAGACGUCAUCUCUAAAAUGAAGCUCAUUAGAAAGGAAGCUAGUGAAUUAGGAAUCCCUCAAGUGGUCUUCAUGACGAGAGUGGACGAGGCAUGCGUUCUGACAAAGAACGAUUUAAGCAGGAUCUACCGCAGCAGGAAGAUUAAGGAUAAAAUGCAUGAAUGCAGUAAUAAACUGGGCAUUCCUCUGAACUGCAUCUUCCCUGUGAAGAACUACCAUGAUGAGACUGGUCUGAAUGACAACAUAAACUGUCUGAUGCUGGAGGCCCUAACACAGAUUGUACUUUGGGCUGAUGACUAUGUUAAGAGGUGUUCAGAGAAACAGAAACAUGUAGAAUGACUGUUCUUUAUAGAAGACUUGCAAACAAAUCUGCAAAUUUUUCAUGCAAAGCCACAUAUUUUUAUCUCGCAAAACUGCCAAAACAUUAAAAUGUAUGUUAAUUUCAAACUGCCAUAUACAGGCAUAUGCAGAGGUUUGGGCACCCCUAGUCAAAUGACAUGCUGUUGAUUUUCUAAGUGUAAAUAAGUUAGAGAACACACUUCAGCACAAUUAAUGUGUUUACUGAAUUAGGAAAAAACACAAAAUGUGAUUUUUGCAAAAAGAUUUUUUUUUCCACAUUUGUUAAACUCAGCAACCAAAUAAUAACUUUUACAUACAACUGUGUAUUCUUAAGCUCCACCUACUUUAUAUGUCGCUUAUAGACUGCAGUUCAUCUGUUGCCACAUUGUUUAUCAAGCCCCCUUUGCCCCAUUUAUUAUUAAAACAGCAAAGGUAUCAUUGCAACCAACAUUUCAUAUAGUUUGAUAUCAGCUUUUCACAAACAAGCCGAAAAGAGUAAGUGUGUAACUCCAAGAGUGUUGGAAUUUUUUUACUGCACAAACUGAACUGGAUAAGGUUCAUGCAAGUGAGGGACUGUCUGCAUAAUACUCAGCUGUUCAUAUACAGUGGUGCUUGAAACGAUUUGUGAUUUGUGAACCCUGUAAGAUUUUCUAUAUUUCUGCAUAAAUGUGACCUAACACUUCAUUAGAUUUUCCCAAAAGUACGUAAAAAGAAUUAAAUUAAACAAAUGAGACAAAAAUAUUGAGAAAAAUGAUCCAAUAUGUGAGUGGCAAAAUAUGUGAAUCUUUGCUUUUUUAGUAUCUGCUUUGACCCUGCGUUUAGCAGCAAUAACUGCAGCUAAACGUUUCCAGUAGCUGUUUAUUAGUCCUGCACAUCGGCUGGGUGGAGUUUUAGCCCCUCUGUACAAACCAGCUCUGUUAUGUUAGUGGGUUUCCUCCCAUGAACUGCCGCUUCAGGUCCUUCCACAUUUCUAUAGGAUUAAGGUCAGGACUUUGACUUGGCCAGUUUCAAAACAUUAGCUUUAUUCCUCUUUAACUGUUCUUUGGUAGAAUGUCUGUGUGCUUAUGGUCGUUGUCUUGAUGCCUGACCCACAUUCUCUUAAGUUUCAGCUCAGAUACAGAUGUUCUGAUAUUUUCCUUUAGAAUCUGUUGGUAGAAUUCAGAGUUCAUUUUUCCAUCAAUGAUAGCAAUCACUGGUCCUGGCCCAGAUGGAGCAAUACAGGCCCAAACCAUGAUACUACCACCACCAUGUUUCACAGAUGAGAUGAGGUUUUUAUGCUGGAAUGCAGUGUUUUAAAUGAAAAAGAUUUAUUUUGGUCUCAUCUGUCCACAAAACAUUGUUCCAACAGCCUUCUGGCUCGUCCAUGUGAUCUUUAGCAAACUGCAGACAGGCAGCAAUGUUCUUUUUGGAGAGCAGCAGCUUUCUCCUUGCAACCCUGCCACACACACCAUUAUUUAGUGUUCUCCUGAUGGUACGGUGGCCAAGAAGACCCAACCAAACUGAAAACAAAAAACAAGCUGCAGACACAGAAAACAAUUUCAUCAACAUGACAAUAUGGGCGCUGCACUUUACAAACUGACAGAAGUAUUUAAGACUGCGGACACGCCCACAUCCGCAGUUUGUGGUUAAACUGGCUGGCUGGUUUGCUACCUGACAUGUCAUAGCUGUACUGGGGUCAUCUGGUAUUACUAGAUAAACAUUUACAGCAACACUCUACAGCUUAUUUCCAUUAUGAUACAGUGAUAGCAAUAAUCUCAAUAAAUAAAAGUAAACUUUUACCAGUGAAUGUUUGUGCUGCACAGUAUUUAAAAGUCUGAAUGGCUCCACUCUCUGAGUGCUCUCCAGAAACACCUCGCUGUGUUGUGACUGGGCUUGUCAGCAUUUCUGAAGUUGCCUGCGUUUUCUUUAUUUUCUAUUUAUGAAAUGUAGUGUCUGUGCCAUCAUUUUGCUGAAAGUGCUUUCUGCGUUUUGCAGCUUGUUUCUUAUGUGCAGUUUGUUGGUUCUUCUCAGCCACUGUAUGAUGGUGGACUGAUGGACAUUAACAUUACCCACUAUGAGACAGGCCUUUAGUUGCUUAGAAAUUACAUUGGAUAUCUUUGUGACCUCGUGGACUACUACAUGCCUUGUUCUUGGUGUGAUCUUUGUUGGUGAACCACUCUUGGGGAGCUUGGAACGAUGGUCUUGAAUUUCCUCCAUAUGUACACAGUCUAACCCACUCUAUCAGUGAAGUUCAAACUCUUUAGAGACGGUUUUGUAACUUUUUCCAGCUUGAUGAGCAUCAACAACUCUUCCUCUGAGGUCGUCAAAAAAAUCUCCUUUGUUAGUGCCAUGAUACACUUCCACAAACAAGUAUUGUGAAGAUCAGACUGAUAGAUGCCUGUUCUUUAAAUAAAACAGGGUGGUCACUCAAACCUCCUUGCCAUCCCAUUGAUUGAAAACACCUGAAAGCUGAUUUUAUCUUCAAAUUAUCUGCUAAUCCUAAAGAUUCACAGUGUUUUGAUGCUCACAGAUCUGUAAUUUUGGACGAAUCUCCUUAAUAAAUAAAUGACCAAUUCCAAUA